CUUUCCUAUUUUGUCCUGCAUGUUGCUGCUGCUUCACUUUUAAUGGAAAAUUUUCACUGUGAGGCUGAUCGGAUCUAUUGACUCUCUUCUCUGAAAUGGCUUCUUCUCUUCUUCAACAAAUGGUCUUAUUUUUUGUAUGAUUUUGCUCACUUCCUCAGUUCUUGACCUUCCGUCACUUUCCCUGGAAAGUUAUUUUUUUCUGUUAGUUUAUCGUUUAGGCACUCAGACCAAGAUAUCUUGAACUCUAAAAAUUCUGCUCCCUGUAAAGUUUUUUAUUUCCUGCUGCUUUUUCUUGUAUCCACCUAACCCCUUUUUUUUUUUUUUCAGUUUCUCUUCGCUUAAAGUUUUAUGCUUUCUUUCUUUUUUAAUCUCUGAUGAACAGAGGAAGCAUUAAUGGCUACUUUGUUCAUAAAUGGUAUUAGGUGAAAUUCUUGUCCUUUGUGCUAAACAUUCAUUUCUUUUUCACUGAACCUGCUUUAAUCUGAAAGAUACCAAUAUUACUGUACUUCAUUCUCCUUUGAAAUUAAAUCAAUGGAGGUUUCAUGGAGUUUCUUGGUUUCUUCUCUGGUUUUCACUCUGUUAGUUCCAGCUUCAACAGGGCAACUGAGCCCUACUGAAAUCAGAAUCCUUUUCCAAGUUCAAAAGCUUGUUGAAUAUCCUCAACCUCUUCAGGGAUGGAACAACUGGACCAACUUCUGCUACCUUCCUUACUCUCCUUCUCUCAAGAUUGUCUGCACAGAUAACCACGUUACAGAGUUGAGUAUCACUGGAAACAAGACUUCCCCUAGACUGUCUGAUAAGUUCUCCAUUGAUGCCUUCUUCACCACCCUCACAAAGCUUUCCAGCUUGAAGGUAUUAUCUCUGGUUUCCUUAGGAUUAUGGGGUCCUUUACCAGCAAAGAUCAACAGGUUUAGGUCACUUGAAGUUCUUAAUAUCAGCUCAAAUUUCAUCCAUGGUGAGAUUCCCCCACAAAUUGGUUCCUUCAAGAGCCUAAAAAGCCUUGUUUUGGCUGAUAACUUGUUUAAUGGCAGUGUCCCAGAUCUUCAAGGUUUGUCACUUUUACAAGAGCUAAACUUGGGUGGUAAUCAUCUGGGUCCUAAGCUUCCCUUGCUGACCCACAAUCUUGUGAUUCUCAAUUUGAGAAACAAUUCUUUUAGAUCUGAAAUUCCUUCACAGUUCAAGAACUUUAAUCAGCUACAGCACCUAGACAUCUCUUUGAACAAGUUUAUAGGGCCAAUCCCAUCUUUCAUCUUCUCUUCGCCUUCAAUUCAAUAUCUGAAUUUAGCCAAGAACCAAUUGAAUGGAGCUUUACCAGGAAACAUACCUUGCAGUUCCAAGCUUCUAUUUUUAGACAUUUCCAGCAACCUUCUUACAGGAAAAUUGCCUUCUUGCUUUUCUUCAAAGUCUUCAAAUCGAACAGUGAUUAGUUCAUGGAAUUGCUUGUCAAAUGUCAACUCAAAGAACCAGCAUCCACAUUCUUUUUGCCAGAAAGAGGCCCUGGCUGUCAAGCCUCCUAUUGAAACCCAGGGGGAGUCCAGCUCCACCGUCAAACUAGGCCUGAUACUGGGUAUAAUUGGAGGUGUUGUGGGCACUGUGGUUCUUCUUGGAUUGUUGAUUUUAAUCAUUGUCAGAAGAUCAGACAAGAAUAGAACUAAACUGAACAAGUUUAACAGAUCUGUUCCAGAUAAAAUCCCUGUCCGUAGCUCCCCAAAACCAGUUCUUGACACAAGGCGUGUGCCCCACACAAUGAGAUCAGCAGUAAUUGGCCUACCACCAUAUCGAGUUUUCACUAUCGACGAAAUCGAGGAUGCUACCAACAACUUUGAACCAGAAAAUUUGGUGAGGGAAGAGACCCAGGGACAGGUGUAUAAAGGUUGGCUAAGAGAUGGAACAAUGGUGAUGGUGAAGUGUGUAAAUUUGAAGCAGAAGAAUUUGCCACAAACCAUGAUGCAGCAAAUGGAAGUAUUAUCAAAACUGAGGCAUCUGCAUUUGGUCAGUGUUCUUGGCCACUGCAUCGUCACUUACCAGGACCACCCUCAUACACCCACCACAAUCUUUGUUGUUCUUGAACAUAUAUCCAAUGGAUCACUACAAGACUAUCUUGCUGACUGGAGGAAGAAGGAGAUCCUGAAAUGGCCCCAGAGAAUGGCAAUAACCAUUGGGGUUGCGAGGGGGAUUCAGUUCUUGCACACAGGAGUGUCACCUGGGAUUUUCGGAAAUGAUUUGAAUAUCAAAAAGAUUUUGUUGGACGAGAGCCUUACUGCAAAAAUUAGCAGCUAUAACAUUCCCUUGCCAUCUAAGACAGGCUCUGAAAGCCCACUUUCCGGACUGAACAUGACCAAUCAUGGGAGCAGCGAGGGCGGAGAAAAGGAAGAUGUUUAUCAGUUUGGGUUGAUCCUCCUUCAGGUUAUAACAGGAAAACUGAUUGCUUCUGCUACAGAAUUGGAUGAGCUUAAACUUCAGCUGGAAAUAAGCUUAGCCGAAGGACCAUCUAAAUUACGGAGUGUCACAGAUCCCUCCGUCAAGGGAACUUACGCGUAUGAAUCGCUAAGAACUGCAGUUGAAUUCACCAUCAACUGUCUCUGCAAAGAUCCAAGCGAGCGUCCUUCGAUAGAAGAUGUUAUUUGGAAUUUGCAGUACACAAUUCAAGUUCAGGACGGAUGGACUAGUAGUGGAAACCUCGGUACACAAAUGUGAAUGUUUUUAUUCAAUCUUUACAUACCCAACAGGUCUUCAAAGGUCUCUUUUGUAUCAUAGUUGAUUUACACAUUAACUUCCGUAAUAAAACUUUGUAUCUCAGAUAAUCAUUUUCUUGUAAUUGUAUGUAGUUCAUUACUCGUCCACUGAGCCUAGAUUUUGCAUUUUGGCAAAACCACUGGGAUUCUUUCUUCCCCUUUGUCC
Messenger RNA from Carica papaya (papaya), 2901 nucleotides. Its product is annotated as Leucine-rich repeat protein kinase family protein. NCBI's taxonomy places the organism in Eukaryota, Viridiplantae, Streptophyta, Magnoliopsida, Brassicales, Caricaceae. The record is from RefSeq and is a predicted model, not a curated record. Gene Ontology annotation, biological process: protein phosphorylation. Gene Ontology annotation, molecular function: protein kinase activity; protein binding; ATP binding.